AAAGUCUCAUCAUUCAGAGGAGAAACCAACAACUAGUAAAACAGUCUCAACUUCCCGAAAAGUACAAAAGUCCUCCAUCCAAAAAAAGUCUCAAUUUCCCCAAAAGCAACCUCUUCCUUCUUCUACUUGGACCCAGCAUCCACCUCCCCCGACGACAAGUGAGCAUCUUUUUGGUGGCAAUGAAGAAGAGUUUCUCCCCAUUUCUCCUGCACCUGGGGUUUCUUCUCGUGGGAACCGUCCUCCUCGCCAGUCUCGGCGCGGUCGGAGGCGAAGCUUUGGAACAGCGGAGAGAAAUUUCCGAACGCAGAAAUUUUAUCCGUCUCGCCAGAACCAUACAAGGCAGCGAGAAGGAAGGUGAAAGCAGAUUUUCUCUGGGUGACAGCAACCGUCAACGACUUGUCAGGGACGAGCGGAAUGAUGGGAGACGACUCGUGAGGAGUGAGGAGAGACGAUUGGUCAGAGAAGACGGUGACCGACGACUGGUCCGUGACGACAACAAUCGACGACUCGUAAGGAGCGAAGAAAGACGAUUGGUCCGUGACGACGGUGACCGGCAAGAAGCCCGCCGACUUGUCCGUGACGACAACAAUCGACGAGCUGUCAGGAGCGAGGAGAGGCGAUUGGUCCGUGAAGACGGUAACAGCGACAGACGCCAAGAAGCGCGACGACUUGUACGUGACGACGACAAUCGACGCCUUGUGAGGAGUGAGGAGAGACGAUUGGUCCGCGACGAGAGCACCGACCGGCGCCAAGAAGCCCGCCGAUUGGUCCGUGACGACAAUAACCGACGACUCGUAAGGAGUGAAGAAAGGCGAUUGGUCCGUGACGACGGUAACCGACAGGAAUCCCGCCGCCUGGUCCGUGACGACAAUAACCGACGACUCGUGAGGAGCGAGGAGAGGCGAUUAGUCCGCGAUGAGAGCGCCGAACGACGACAAGAUGCCAGGCGACUCGUCAGGAGCGAGGAACGACGACUUGUUCGUGAAGACGGUAAUGAACGACGCCAAGAAGCCCGCCGUCUGGUUCGCGAUGAGAGCAGCGAACGACGACAGGAUUCCAGGAGACUCGUCCGUGACGAUAACGAACGACGACAAGAUUCGAGACGCCUUGUUCGCGACGAGAAUAACAGACGCCUCGUGAGGAGUGAAGAAAGGCGGCUGGACGGAGACCGACAAGAAGCCCGCCGACUGGUCCGUGACGACAACAAUCGACGCGUUGUAAAGAGCGAGGAGAGGCGAUUAGAGGGCAGCGAACGACGACAAGAAGCCCGCCGAUUGGUCCGCGAUGAGAGCAGCGAACGACGACAAGAUUCCAGGAGACUCGUCCGUGACGAAAAUAACCGACGACUGGUACGAGAUGACAAUGAGCGACGAACCGAUGCCCGACGAUCAGUUCGAGACGAGAAUAACAGGAGAUUAGUUAGGAGCGAGGAACGACGACUUGUUCGUGAAGACGGUAACGAACGACGACAAGAAGCCCGACGAUUGGUUCGCGAUGAGAGCAGCGAACGACGACAAGAUUCCAGAAGACUCGUCCAUGACGAUAGCGAACGACGACAAGAUUCGAGACGCCUUGUUCGCGACGAGAACAACAGACGCGUCGUGCGAAGCGAGGAGCGACGACUUGUCCGUGAAGACGGUAACACCGAGCGACGUCAAGAUGCCCGUCGACUUGCUGACGAGAAUACGAGACGCCAAGAAUCACGACGACUCGUCCGAGAGGAUAAAACCUUCCGCACUGACGCCCUCGAGUCUGUUCGACUGUCUGAAAAAGAAGGGUCCCGAAUUGGUGACGAGUUGAGACGCACAGUUGCACUUCUGGCCCCAAAGAACGCAGAUGACCGCCGAUCCUGGGCCACGAGAGAUCUUCCCAUUGGCAAAGAUGUGUUUAUUGGCGUCGAGGAGAAAGUUGCGGGUCUGGGAGGAUGGAGUGACCAGUGGUCCAGCCUCGUCUUUGGUGGGGCUGCCCUCCUCAUGCUCCACGCCAACGGUGGUGCCGGCAAGAAGUUAGCCGUCGACUAAACCAAAACCACUCAUCAUUUGUCCCCAAACUAUAAAAAUAUUGAUUUUAAUGUGUGUUUUAAAUUCCCAAAAAAGUCUCAAUUGUGUAGCCAGCCAUUAACUGUUAAGCAUUUAAAUUCUAAUUAUUCUAAUAAUAGUGAGUGAUUAGAAAUCACAAAAUACGAACUGUGUUGUAUUUUAGAAUAGGAGAGCAGUUUUAAUUCUGCAAGAAAUUGACAUGCAAAAUUUUCAUGUUUAGAAAAUUCAAUGGGAAGAUUAUAUUUCCUAGUUAAAUAAGGCACAUGCCAUUUACUUUCUUCAAGUAAAGCUCUCUGUUGAUUUAUUGAAUUAAAUAAUAAUCACUAAUAAGUUAAAGUUCUCUAGUUUUGUCAAACUAUGUACUCAAAUCAUGGAGAUAAAUAGACAAAAACUAAAAGUAGCUGAACAAAGACAACGAAUUCUAAAUAUUCGAAAUUAUUACUUUAGAAUUAUUAAUCCAGAAUUAAAUAUACUAAUUACGUAUGCAAAUGUACACUAUUCAUUUAACUCAGAAAUAUAGAAACCUAUGUGUAACUCUAACCUGUCAAUUAGUUAGUAAACUAGCCAACCAGCUUGAUUCACAAUGUGUCACAAACGGUUGGUUAGUCCCCAGACCUAUUGAGAAUAAAUUAUUAAAUGUUGCAGCAUAUAAAAUAAA
This is a messenger RNA of Folsomia candida, 2697 nucleotides long. Its product is annotated as trichohyalin. Lineage: Eukaryota; Metazoa; Arthropoda; Collembola; Entomobryomorpha; Isotomidae. The record is from RefSeq and is a predicted model, not a curated record. The transcript is spliced from 2 exons. Bases 180 to 2021 code for a protein of 613 amino acids.